AGCUUCAUAAGGAGCUUGUUUGGGUCGGAACUUUCAGCACAGUUUGAACAGAGAUAAGCAGAAAGAAACCGGCUUUACAGCUCCGAUGGAGGAGUUGCUAAACAACAAGAUUUUUGCAACGCAUGCACUUGCUGGUGUAGGAUCAGUGGCAUUAGGCACAGCUGUUACUUACCCCCUAGAUACUGUCAAAGUCAUUAUUCAGGCAGGUUCAAGUUCGAGUAAACAGUUGACGACUACUGAGGUUUUCAACAGAGUUCAGUCAUUUUCGGGGACCUCAGGAUUGUACAGUGGUUUCUGGUGGUUGGCAGUGGGAAGAACUUUAGGUGUUGGAGCUCGCUUUGGAAUCUAUGAAAUUUUGACGGCUUUCUACAAAGAUGGUCGAGAAGAUAACCACGUACAUGCCUCUGAGGCACUCUUAGCAGGACUCAUUGCUGGUUUUGCAGAAUCACUAAUAACCUCUCCCUUUGAACUUAUAAAAGUUCGUGCCCAGAUCACUUCUGCUUCCCACAUUCCAAAGUCGGCCUCUCUCAGAAAGAAGGUAGCUGUUGCACCUUUGAUACAAAAGUUACUACAUGGAUUCACUCCAGACACAAAGGCACUAAACUAUUCUGUCAGUCUUUUAUCCACCCUAACAAGUAAACAUCCCAAUAUGAUGACUGCCUUACAAGACUAUCCAUGGAUGAUGACUGGUUCUGGGAAGCCGCCAUCUGUGGUUAGUGUUAGGAAACCACCUGAAAUCAUCUCUUUGGAAGGAUGGGGAUCAUUAUGGAGAGGUCUACGGUCAGGAGUUGUUCGAGAUUCAGUUUUCAGCGGCUUUUUCUUUGGUACUUGGCAAUCCCUGCACAGAGCCAUGCUUGAUUGGAAGGCAGUGGGGAUGCAUCCAGAACCCAGGACGGAUGAUGAAAUUGGUCCAUUGUCACCUUUCGCUGUUAGUGUUGCCGCUGGAGUUUCUGGUUCAGUUGCCGCAGCUGCUUCUCAUUGUUUUGACACUGCCAAGUGCCGAUCACAAUGUGUUGUCCUCCCCAAGUUUCUCUCCAUGGAAAGGAAGCUUCUGAAAUGGAAAACACCAGGGAAAAGGUUCGAGAGAGCAACAGGCAUCCACCCUGCCGACAGGAAUCUCCUCUUCCGCGGCAUUGGCUUGCGCAUGGCUCGCAGUGGCAUUGCAUCAUUCGUAAUGGUGGGAAGCUAUUUCCUGGCUGUGGAUCGUCUCGCCUGAAGAUAAAACUUCAUUUGCCACAAAAUCCUCUUUUCAUUAGUCUCUGAUUCAGAGCUAGAACUUGCUUAGUUGUAUAAGCUUUACUUCUUUAACUCUAUAAAUGAAACAGGACACAUCCAGAUAAAGCCAAAGGCAUUUGAUCAU
This is a messenger RNA of Fragaria vesca subsp. vesca, 1360 nucleotides long. RefSeq lists its product as uncharacterized. Lineage: Eukaryota; Viridiplantae; Streptophyta; Magnoliopsida; Rosales; Rosaceae. Gene Ontology annotation, molecular function: transmembrane transporter activity. The transcript is spliced from 7 exons. The record is from RefSeq and is a predicted model, not a curated record. Bases 86 to 1216 code for a protein of 376 amino acids. Gene Ontology annotation, biological process: transport.